Corylus avellana is the source of this 2000-nucleotide messenger RNA. Its product is annotated as Pentatricopeptide repeat (PPR-like) superfamily protein. Lineage: Eukaryota; Viridiplantae; Streptophyta; Magnoliopsida; Fagales; Betulaceae. Gene Ontology annotation, molecular function: protein binding; RNA binding. The record is from RefSeq and is a predicted model, not a curated record. Gene Ontology annotation, biological process: RNA modification.
AAUCGUUAAUAAAAAGAAGUCAUGGAGUUCUUCGUAAAAUGGGCUUGGCGUAAUUUAUAUAAAACUAGACCAUGCAUUCUCCGAAAUGGAAUGGGCUGUUUUAGAUUCAGGAUUUUAUGCAAAUCAAUGUACAAUUGGAAGGACAUUUGGUAAUUCAUAGACCUCUUCUCAAGAUGGGCAUGAUGUAACGGAUAUGAGCAAGGCCAUGCUUUCUCGGAAAUGGUUUCUUUUAGAUUUCAUUCAUAGAUGCAACGAUUUGAGGACCUUCAAGCAAAUCCAUGCGCAACUUUUAACUUCUGGUGUGGUUCGUGACGAGUUGGUUGUUAACAGAGUUGCUGGGUUCUUCGGAAAAUUUGUUGAAUUUAGUGAAUAUGGUUGUGAUCUUUUGAAGCAAAUUGAUUGUCGCAUUAGCUCAUUCCCGUAUAAUUUGCUGAUAACUGGCUAUGCUGGAAGUGACACGCCGAGGGCGGCAGUGUUGGCCUAUAGGAGGAUAGUGAGAGAGGGAUUUAUCCCUGACAUGUACACUUUUCCGGUGGUUCUGAAAUCUUGUGCUAAGUUUUUGGGGAUUGGGGAGGGUAGACAGGUUCAUGGGGUGGUUGUAAAAAUGGGAUUUUUAGGUGAUCUAUUUGUGCAAAACUCGCUUGUGCAUUUCUACAGUGUUUGUGGUGAUUUUGCUGUUGCUGGUAGGGCGUUUGAUGACAUGCCUGUGAGAGAUGUGGUGUCUUGGACUGGUUUGAUAUCUGGGUAUGUGAGAGCAGGGUUGUUUGGUGAGGCUGUAGCUUUGUUUUCGAGGAUGGAUGUGGAGCCAAGUAAAGCAACUUUUGUCAGUGUUCUUGUGGCUUGUGGGCGAAUGGCGUAUUUGAGUUUGGGGAAGGGGAUUCAUGGCUUGAUUCUUAAGCGUGUAGGGGUGGGUUUGGUGGUAGGAAAUGCUAUCCUGGAUAUGUAUGUCAAGUGUGAGUGUUUGUUUGAGGCAAAGCAAAUCUUUGAUGAGCUCCCUGAGAGAGAUAUCGUAUCAUGGACUACUAUCAUUAGUGGCUUGGUGCAAUGUAAACGCCCCAAAGAGUCGUUGGAGUUGUUUCACAAAAUGCACACUUCAGGCAUUGAACCUGAUAGGGUUAUACUCACUAGCGUGCUCUCAGCUUGUGCUAGUCUUGGGGCUCUUGAUUAUGGCAGAUGGAUCAACGAGUAUAUUGAUCUUAGGGACAUUAAAUGGGACGCCCAUAUUGGAACUGCUAUGAUUGACAUGUAUUCAAAGUGUGGCUGUGUAGAGAUGGCAUUACAGACCUUCAAUAGGAUGGUUUAUAAGAAUGUGUAUACAUGGAAUACCUUACUAGGCGGUUUAGCAAUGCAUGGACAUGGGCAUGAUGCACUCAAACAUUUUGAAGAAAUGAUUAGAUCUGAUACGAGGCCCAAUGAGGUGACAUUUCUAGCCAUUUUAACAGCUUGCUGCCAUUCUGGCUUGCUUGAUGAAGGUCGUAGGUACUUCUAUCAAAUGAUAAGUCAACAAAAUAAUCUUUCUCCAAGGUUAGAACACUACGGAUGCAUGGUUGAUAUGCUGUGUCGGGCUGGACACUUGGAUGAAGCGCAGGCGCUGAUAAAAACUAUGCCCAUGCCACCUGAUGUGCUGAUAUGGGGAGCCCUUCUUAGUGGUUGUAAUGCCAGUGGAAUUGUUGAACUCUCUCAGGAAUUAUUAGACCGCCUCCUGGAACUUGAGUCUCAAGAUAGUGGGAUAUAUGUGCUCCUAUCCAACAUAUAUGCUACUAAUCAAAGAUGGGCUGAAGUGACAAGGGUUCGGAGGUUGAUGAAGGAGAAAGGUAUAAAAAAGGCCUCUGGAUCAAGUGUUAUAGAGGUGGAUGGUAAGGCUCGUGAAUUUCUGGCUGGAGAUACUAGCCACCCUCAGUAUGAGGAUGUUCAUCAAUUGUUAAACAUCCUUGCAAAUAAAGUCUACCUUGAAGGGCAUUUUUCAGACCCAUUCUUGAUAACAUGAGUGAGUUUUUAUC